Aspergillus affinis is the source of this 1302-nucleotide messenger RNA. RefSeq names its product glycosyl hydrolase family 71-domain-containing protein. The record is from RefSeq and is a predicted model, not a curated record. NCBI's taxonomy places the organism in Eukaryota, Fungi, Ascomycota, Eurotiomycetes, Eurotiales, Aspergillaceae. Bases 1 to 1302 code for a protein of 433 amino acids. The transcript is spliced from 5 exons.
AUGUAUCAACGGCACUGGCACCAACAACUUCGCCGGGCUGUGCGAGUUCGGUUACUCGGCAAGGCCAAGACCAAGCCCAAGGCCACGGGGUCAAUCGGGUAUCCCGCCGAGGGCAUGAGUGCCAGCUACAGCGGUCUCUGCGCGUUUGACUGUCCGCUGGAAUAUUGCCCCGAUGCGUGCGGGACGGUCUCUGCCCAGUUGAGCACCCCGACUGUCUCGGAGUUUUUCCCCCCAGCUUGCAUUGCGGGCACGGGAGAGGGCAACCUGGCUGGUCUGUGUUCGUUCUCUUGCAGCCUUGGUCACUGCCCUAUUGCGGCGUGUACGUGUACGGCCAAGGGCGCGCUGCACACUCUUCCCGAGGCAACGGGCGACGUGGGCGUUGCUAGGCCUGGGAUGGACGAAAGCAUCUACACGGACCUGUGCGUGUUCACCUGCAUGUACGGAUACUGCCCGGAUCCGGCGUGUGUCAAGGCCGAGGAUUCCGGGAGUGGCUCGGACGGCGGAGACGGCUCUGAUGAGGGGAGUGGUUCUGGCGAUGUCUACAUCGACCCGACGUUCUUCCUGGAGCCUGCGCCUGUGAUCCUGCCCAAGGGAAGGACCAUCUAUCUGUACGAGGUGACGACGACGAUUGUCGAGGGAGAGUCCACCAUCGACCGGCUCCAGCCCAGCCCCAUCACCACGUCAACCCUCCAGUACUUCAACAUGCCCGUGCAUGCAACCCGGGGAGACGACCACCGUCAGGCCGCCGGUUGCCACCUAGGAGUCCUUCCGGAGCCACGAGACGUUCUACAGCCUGGAGACGACGCACUACGCGAACGACGGACAUACGUACACCUACUCCGAGGCGCAGUUCCCCGAGCUGACGGACCUGACCACGCCCACCAUCUCCACCACGACCCUCCCGUCCGGAACCCCGAGGCCAGCUCCACCAGCACCAGCUCCGGCACCCCCGUCCCUGUCUGGAUCCAGGCCAGCGGCUUCUACUGGUCGGACAUGCCCGAUCCCACGCUCUCGCCCGGGGCCGCCGUCAACCCUUCCACCGCCCGCGCAGCACCUGCACCGACACCAACAACCCCGGCUGCGGCCACCGCUGCACCCGUGACUGCUCGUCCUCCUCCUCCUGCUCCACCGACACCGCCACCAACUACUGGGUCUCGUGCUCCAUCACCACCUGCGAGACCACCAAGCCCAGGACCUUCACCGGCUGUUCCGUCACCGACUUCCUGCCCGACCGGCGUGACCCUCGAUCCCGACGCUGACCAGAGCGUCAACGACCCCUCCCCGACUUCCAGAGGCGUCUAA